Molecule: messenger RNA, 864 nt
Organism: Aspergillus pseudotamarii
Lineage: Eukaryota; Fungi; Ascomycota; Eurotiomycetes; Eurotiales; Aspergillaceae
Product: Clavaminate synthase-like protein
Exons: 2
Coding region: 1-864 (287 amino acids)
Molecular function (GO): dioxygenase activity
Source: RefSeq, a predicted model, not a curated record
AUGACUCUAGCCACUGUGGCCUUUGACAUAUUUCUCCGUGGCUCUAGAAGCCAAAGGCAUGCAGCCGCCAAGUCGUUGGUUGGCUCUUUGCGAAGGACCGGCUUUGUGAAGCUGAUCAAUCAUGGCCUUCCCCUAGAGACAAUUGAGAAAGCGCAGGAAUGGGAGAAUUUCGAUGUCGGCCCACAGGAUGACGCUGUAUAUCCGAACAGAUGGCCACAUGACAGCCUUCCAGGCUUCCAAGCAUUCACAGAGGCAUUCUUUAGGGAGUGUCAGAACUUGUGCCUAGAUGUUAUGUCGGCGUGUGAGAUUGGGUGCGAUGUACCUGAAGGAACGUUCGUCAGGCGUUGUAUGCCGGCUUCCAGCGAGCUGAGAUACAACUAUUAUCCCCCUGUUAGCCUGUCCCGGCUGAAUGAAGGUACGACUCGUCGGGGAUGGCCUCACACUGACUUUGGAAUCAUUACGCUGCUUUUCCAGGAUACCAAAGGGGGACUGGAAUAUGAGGACCGUCAGCACCCCGGAACAUUCAUUCCAUUAGUGCGGGAGAGGCCUGAUGAGAUAGCGAUCAACGUGAGCGACACCUUCCAACGAUUAACAAAUGACUUCAUCCGAGCUGGUGUACAUCAAGUCUCCCUUCCCCAAAACCUUUCCUCUAUGCCACAAAACUCCAGUGACCAUAUCCUGCCCGAGCGACAUUCAACUGUCUUUUUCUUCAAGGCUCAUCGCGAGUGCAUGGUGGGUGCUAUACCGGAUUUCGUUAACGAGCAGAACCCGGCAAAAUAUGAUAACAUCACUGCUCUUGAGUUUCAUAAUCGCAUGACAGAUAUUUUGGUUCGCAACGCCAGUUCUCCUCCAACUGCCACAUAG